GCAAAUUGUUUCGAGGGGAGAAAUUUGUUUGCAAGUUGUUUUGAUUAGAAAACAUAGAAAACAGCACGGACUGAUUUUCACUUUACUGCAUAGGAAGGAGAUACAACUUGUGAGAAGACGAAGUGAAAGGACGACUUGUGGACUUCUAAGUAGACGAAAAGAAAGGAGGACGCCUAGGACCACAUCAAAGUAGGUAAAAAGAUACACUAGAACUAGAUUCAUAUCAAGAACAUCUACCUGUUGCUGUUGUACUAGUUUUUCUUCUUCUCCAAUCUACUCUCUGCUCAAAAUGGCAAGCCGUGGUGGUGUGCGUGGUGGCAACCGAAGGAAGCUCACGUAUCUUCAUACUCAUGAUCUUCUUUUAGUUUUUACCUACACACACUCAUUGAAAAUGAAACUCAUCUUCAUUUUUCCAAGUAAGUUAGAUUUCGCAUCAUGGAUGAAUGAGUGAAUGAAAGGAAAAAGCCAAACCUUCUAAUCACUUCCUAAGAACCAGGUACGAGCGACCUGGACUCACCGAAGACGAAAUUGACGAAAUCCGAGAAGCCUUUAACCUAUUCGAUACAACCGGAAGCGGCACAAUAGACCCAAAGGAGCUAAAGCAUGCUAUGCAAAGUUUAGGAUUUGAUAGCAAGAAUCCUACGGUAUUCGAAAUGUUGAAUAUUUGUAAAAAUUUUGGGCUUCCUCGUGGUGAUAACAUUCAUGCUAUUAACAAAUAGGCUUAUUAAGGCUGCGUUCCUCUGCAGCGCAGAAAUCGAUCUUCGCCAUGAUGGUGUCAAGAAACGUCAACAAAGAAAAGAGAUGAACAUUCUUAGAAUUAGAGCAGUUUAUAGGGGUGCCAGAUCCGGGAUGGGAUGGAUCGGAUGGAACGGAUGGACUUCCCACCAUUUCAAGUAGGACCGGAAGAAUCAGGGGGGUCCAUCCGAUCCAUCCAAGUCCAUCCUACGUCCGUUCUCUAAACUACACUAGAAUAUUGCCGUCAAUUUCAUCAAAAAUUUUGUUGAAACGCAACAGGUUUUCCAGAUGAUCCAGGAACUGGAUCGGGAUGUUAGUGGUAUGAUCGAAUUUGAGCAAUUUCUGGAUGCGAUUACGUCAAAACUUGGCGACAAAGAAACGCGAGAAGGAAUUUUCAGAAUUCAUGCCUUGUUUUUAUGGAACACCACCUCGUGCUAGGUAAAUGAAUGAAUGAAUGAAUGGACGUUUGAUGCUUCAAAAUUGGUUGUACAAUACGGCUUGCUCCUGCUCUCAUUUGAUCGAGAAUGGUGGAAGUAGGAGGUUCAGGUGUUGAUAACAUGUGAUGUAUCAUAUUCCUAUACGCGACUAGUUUUUCUCAAGAAAUUAUCAUGCCAACUCCAUGGACAGCUCUAAUCUCCGAUGACGACAAGACUGGCGCAAUCACCGUGAAGAAUCUGCAGAGGGUGGCAAAAGAACUUGGUACUACUACGUUUUCUUGAUGGUUGAUAAAAAUAUUGAUAAUAUUAAAGGAGGAAUAAAAGGAAUCAUCGGAACAUGGGUCCAGUAUGCAACAACAUAUUUAUCGUCUGAAAUAUAUGCACAGUACUGUAGUUCUUUACUACAAUAUCACAGGAGGAGCAUCCUUCCACCAGACAGUAGAUCAUACACAUACAUAAAAAGCUUAUGCACGCACAUUUUCAGGUGAAACGAUGUCUGAGGAGGAGCUCCGGGAGAUGAUCGAGCGAGCAGAUAGCAUGGGCAAUGGAGAAAUCUCUGUUGAGGACUUCUACACGAUCAUGACGAAAAAGACGUUCCCAUGAUCUAAAACAAGGGGUCGAGAAUGAUCGUUUCCAUGAUCGUUUCGCGCGUGGUUUGGGGUCGUUUCGCGCGUGGCUUGUCUUUUCGUUCAUCAGUUACCAGGUGCUGGUAAUUUGUACCUGGACAUCAAUGUUGGGGUCGUUGUACAAGAGGAUAUUCAUGAUCGUGACCUGUUGCUGGUUAUAGAAGUACUGCAUUAUUUGAGAACUUCUUUUUUUAGUUGGUGUUUUUUUCAUUGAAAAUUAUUAAGACUGCCACAACUAUCCCCGAACUUCAACUUCAUCUACUAGCCAUGAACUGUAGAUGAAUCUCGAACUCGAUCGAGUCACAGACCUCAAAUGAAAGCAUUCUACUGCCGUCACGUGCCCAAAGUGGCAAGAUGAAGAAUGAAUUAUGAGGUUGACAUGCUCCAGCAGUCCUUAACCCGUGAAAAAUGAAUCGAAAAUUCGACAAAUUAGGGGAU
Molecule: messenger RNA, 2236 nt
Organism: Amoebophrya sp. A25
Lineage: Eukaryota; Dinophyceae; Syndiniales; Amoebophryaceae
Source: the annotation of a GenBank genome assembly